AUGGCGAAUAUUCUAUGUAUCAUAAUAUUUAUGAUAUUUUUAGGAGUGAAAUCUUCUCAGGGUGACAUACAACAUGCACCAUUAUUAGAUGAUAAACAAAACGGUUUAGACAGUGAAGAACCAACAGAAUUUCCAAAUCAAGAAAAAUACGUCCAUGGAGUACAAAGAAAAUUGACAUGCUAUUCGUGUGAAGCAGAUGAAUGUAUAAAACCCGAAUUAUGUUAUGAUGCAGCUGUAUGUUGGAAGUCUACGGUCAGGGAAGUUGACGGUACAGAGAGGGUAAAAAGAGCAUGUACUUCAAUGUCUGAUCAAGUAUUAUUGACAUGUAAUAAAAAGCCUCCCAAUAGUAAAUCAGAAGCUGUAUACAACGUAGAAUGCUGCUUUUCAGAUUUGUGCAAUAAAGGACCGUUUCCAGUUUUAGAACCUUUAAACGACAAUGGAGAAAAGUAUGCAAUUAAACUAGCUCUUUCAAUUAUGGGUUCAAUAAUAGUAGUUUCUAUAAUUAUUGGUGGAAUUAUAUUCUUUACAUUAUUGAGUAAAACGCGAAGAAAACGAUCUUUAGUUCUAAAACGAAAUAAAUUAUUAGUUGAUCCUGAAUUAGAACCUUCGAUGUUACAUUUUCCUUCUUCAUCAUUAACAUCUUCAACCAAUUAUCAUCCACAUGAAUUACGAGCUACUGCAGCGGGAGACAGUACAUUAAAAGAAUACCUAGAUGGUAGGAGCUUAACGAGUGGCUCAGGUUCGGGAUUACCAUUGCUUGUGCAACAGAGUUUUAGACGUGCUGAUAUAUACAGUCUUGGUCUGAUAAUGUGGGAAGUUUGUAGGCGAUGUAUUAGUAAUGGUGUUGCUCUUGACUAUGCUGCUCCAUACUCGGAGUGGCUUUCAAGUAACACACAAGAACCAUCAAUUGAAGAAAUGCGUAAAUUAGUUUCUUAUGAUCAGCGUAGACCGCCUUUACCGAAUCGUUGGCAUUCAGAUCCGACUUUAUCUGGUAUCGGAAAACUCAUGAGAGAAUGUUGGCACGGCAAACCAGCAGCACGAUUACCAAUUCUUCGAGUUAAAAAGACAUUGAUAAAACUAGCAGCCAAUGAUUCUCGUGUUCACUUAACAAUUGACUGA
Cotesia congregata is the source of this 1119-nucleotide messenger RNA. The record is from the annotation of a GenBank genome assembly. NCBI's taxonomy places the organism in Eukaryota, Metazoa, Arthropoda, Insecta, Hymenoptera, Braconidae.